AUGUUCAGUGGCUCCUCGAGCCCACCCAAAGACAAACUUGAAACUAUCCCACACUCUGGUGCCAUCAACACGCCGUCCUUGACUGUGAAGACAGACGACACUACAGUAUCUCAGAAGAAGCUUUCGCCUCCUGGUGGAUUUUUCAAUCGCAGAGCCAGUGAAGAGCAGAAUUCCGGCGCCGAGAAGAAGAGGAGAAGCAGUACCGUCACAAAAGCCCAGUCACUGUUCAAUAACGCCAAAAACUCGUUGAGUUGGAGCUCUCGUGAGAAUUCUGCGAACAAUACUGUCGCCUAUUCUCCACCGAAUCCUCUUCACAGGCUUGGUAGAAUGGACCCAGCUCUAACGGUCCCCCAAGGGUCACUCAACAAUUCUGCUGGCGAAUCGUUACCUACCUCUCGUUCAUCUUUCAGAGUUGGUGUCACCGAGGACCGGAAUCGAAGAUGUCGUCGGACUAUGGAAGAUACCCAUUCCUAUCUCUACAACUUCCUGGGGACACCCGCGCCCUCUGGCCGGGCUGAGGUUAACGGUAGUGGACAGGGUGGGGAUAUCUCUCCGUCCAGCAAAGAUGAAACCAGUGUUAUCGAAACCGACAAUGGUUAUUUUGCAAUCUUCGAUGGACACGCGGGUACAUUUGCCGCUGAAUGGUGUGGCAAGAAGCUCCAUCUUAUCCUGGAGGAGGUUAUGCGGAGGAAUCCGAACACCCCUGUCCCAGAGCUCCUCGAUCAGACCUUCACUUCUGUUGAUCAACAGUUGGAAAAACUGCCAUUGAAGAACAGCGGUUGCACUGCUGUCAUUGCUCUCUUGCGUUGGGAGGACAGAGUUCCUAGUUCUCAUUCUGUAACUGGCUCUUCUGCAUUGGCCCCAGCCGCCGCUUCUGCCACGGAGUCGAAUUCGGAGGCUGAUAAUACCCCGACUCAAGAACAACCUGGGAAUGCUACAUCCGUGCUUCCAAAAUUGCAAGAGAAAGCCGCUCGCCAACGAGUCCUCUACACUGCGAAUGUUGGUGACGCUCGUAUCGUCCUAUGUCGCAGCGGCAAGGCGCUACGCUUGUCUUAUGACCACAAGGGCAGUGAUGAAAACGAAGGGAAACGGAUCGCGAACGCGGGCGGCUUGAUCCUUAAUAAUCGAGUCAACGGAGUUCUCGCGGUGACCCGAGCUCUUGGUGAUACUUAUCUCAAGGAUCUCGUCACCGGUCACCCAUACACGACGGAGACAGUUAUUCAGCCAGAGCAGGAUGAGUUUAUCAUCCUGGCAUGCGAUGGUCUGUGGGAUGUAUGUAGUGACCAAGAAGCGGUAGAUCUGAUACGAAAUAUUCAAGACGCCCAAGAAGCAUCCAAGAUCUUGGUUGACCACGCUCUUGCUCGUUUCAGCACUGAUAAUCUGUCCUGCAUGGUUAUCCGCUUCGACAACAGUCGCGUCAAGGAAGUCGUCGAUCGCGCAGUCGACCCGAUCGGUGUCGAGGGUGACCCCACCACGCAUGCGGGAUAUGGGGUGAGCGAGGCCGACAAGAUUGUCGAAGGUGCUAGAAAGAGUAUGGCCAAUGCGGGACUCACUGACAACCCCGAGAUUGCCGAAAAGGCCAACGAAGAGCUCCUUGAUAAGAUGGCCACCGAUGAGCCGGGGCCUGACGUUCCUAUCGACGAGCAUGACGAGGUUCCUCCUCUGAAAACCCCUCCUGUGAAGAAUGUGACCGGCAGCGCGAGUACAUAG
Molecule: messenger RNA, 1710 nt
Organism: Aspergillus clavatus NRRL 1
Lineage: Eukaryota; Fungi; Ascomycota; Eurotiomycetes; Eurotiales; Aspergillaceae
Gene: ptcG
Product: type 2C protein phosphatase PTC1
Exons: 2
Coding region: 1-1710 (569 amino acids)
Biological process (GO): protein dephosphorylation
Molecular function (GO): cation binding; protein serine/threonine phosphatase activity
Source: RefSeq, a predicted model, not a curated record